Messenger RNA from Blepharisma stoltei, 453 nucleotides. NCBI's taxonomy places the organism in Eukaryota, Ciliophora, Heterotrichea, Heterotrichida, Blepharismidae. The record is from the annotation of a GenBank genome assembly.
AUGAGCAUCGAAAUUAACUAUAGAGAAAACAGCAAAGAGCAACAAAUUAUUGAAAAUUUUCAAUUAAUACAACACAGCAAAGCUACUAAAAAGCAAAUGAUCAACGGAGACUACGAAAAUUCUUCUCAAGAUCAAAAUAAUUUUACAAACACAGAAGAUUUGUCAGGAUUUUUUAAGAAAAAUCGUAAACAAUCUUCGCCAUUCGAAAACCCAAGCUCAAAUUGGAAAGAAUUAAAUUUUUCUAAUAAAUCAAGCAGAAAUGAUUUUUGCAACUUUUUGCAAAAAAGCACAAAUUGGACUAAUCCAUCGAGUUACUCAAUAAAAGAAGAAAACUCGAACAAAUACUUCAAAAAAAUUGACCCCGAAUUUAAAUUUUCGUCGAGUUUUCAAGUUAAAAAGGGCAGAAAUGAGGGAUUUGAAACUGAUAUGCUAAGAUGUCAGGAAUUUGUGUAG